Messenger RNA from Cladophialophora bantiana CBS 173.52, 1608 nucleotides. RefSeq lists its product as uncharacterized. The record is from RefSeq and is a predicted model, not a curated record. Gene Ontology annotation, cellular component: membrane. The transcript is spliced from 7 exons. Gene Ontology annotation, molecular function: transmembrane transporter activity. The coding region runs from base 1 to 1608 and encodes 535 amino acids. NCBI's taxonomy places the organism in Eukaryota, Fungi, Ascomycota, Eurotiomycetes, Chaetothyriales, Herpotrichiellaceae. Gene Ontology annotation, biological process: transmembrane transport.
AUGGCACAAAAGCUCUCGGUGACAGACGACAAGGGAGUGUCGAACAUCCCAGUGGUCUCAGAGACGCAAGGUGAUACUACGAUCCAUGUUGUCCCUCGUGGUGAAGAAAUUGCAGAUGUCUCUUCCUUCGAGAACGAGAUCGUCGGCUACGACGCUGAACGCAUGAGGGCUCGCACUCUCCUGACUGAGGCAGAAGAGGCGAGGCUCAUGCGUAGAGUUGACAUGCACCUCAUGCCGCUGUGCAGUAUUAUGUUCCUACUCAAGAAUAUGGACUACCAGAAUGCGGCCAAUGCUCGAAUCAUGAACAAGGGGACUGACCACAACAUACUGACGCAACUCCAUAUGAGCUCGAACGAUUACAAUUUCAUAUCUACUAUUUACUAUAUACCUUAUAUCAUCUUCGAGGCUCCAAGCAAUUUAUUCAUCAAGAAGAUGCUUCCUUCCCGAUGGCAGUCCAGGAUUGUGGUCUCUUGGGGCAUUGCGAUCGCCUGCCAUGCUGCAGUUACGAGCAAGGCCGGAUUGUAUACAGCUCGUUUCUUCCUAGGAAUGUGUGAAGCAGGUAUGUUUCCGGGCGUGUUACUGCAAAUGGUGUAUUGGUACCGUCCCGACGAGAUGUCGAUUCGUCUCCUCUACUUUUACGCGCUGGGAAACUUCUCCAACGUCAUCAGUGGUGUGUUGGCCUACGCUUUCGACACGAUCUCUGGUAGAUAUGGACUCUCUGGAUGGCAAUGGCUCUUCCUCGUCGAGGGUGUGACCACAAUUGCAUUCGGCAUUUCACUAUUCUUCAUCUUGCCAGACUUCCCCAAGCAAGCCAAGUGGCUCAGCGAGAAGGAAAAGGCAUUCAUCCAAGCCCGCUUGCCCGCCAACGCGCCUCGAGCGGAAGAACUUAAUUUCAGCUUCCGGGAAAUUGUCACGGCAUUGAAGGACAAAAGGAUGUGGCUGUUUACGCUGGUUUGGGCUACGAUGACUGUUGGCACGACGGGUUUGACGUUCUAUCAGCCAACUGUCAUUGCGAAUUUGGGAUUUACGUCAAUUGCGAAAAGUCAACUCCUCAAUAUCCCUACUUCAUUUCUCUCCAUCAUGAUAAUCGCUAUCUCGGGAUACUUCGCGGACAGUGCCUGGCUGCCUCGCCCUAUAAUCCCGUUGGGCUUCCUGGUAUCAAUUCUGGCGUGCUACAGCGUGCUAUACACCUUUCCUAACAACGGCGGCGUCUACGCAGCAACCGUCCUAGCCAACUCCUUUGCGCAGAGCUGGUACCCGCUGAUGUGGCCGUGGCGAGUCCAAACCACCUCUCGCGCAACGGGUUCCGCGUUCGCCAUCGGAUUUGUCAAUAGCUACGGUCAAAUUGGGGGGGCGGUUGGACCGCAGAUCUUCCAGUCCAAAUAUGCACCAUACUAUACCGUGUCAUUCGCCAUUGCUAUGGCGAUUAUCGGCGGAUGUAUCCUGGUCACCUGUAUUACGUGGUGGGUAACUAGGCAGACAGAACGGCAGACGAGGAGAAUCAAGAAGCUGCGCAUGAAAGCGGCGAAGAGGGGUGAGUCAGUGUUGGACGAUGUGGACGCGGAUGCCGAUGUGAAGAGGAUAGAGGAGGUGCGCGAGGCAGCGUAG